Molecule: messenger RNA, 2059 nt
Organism: Striga asiatica
Lineage: Eukaryota; Viridiplantae; Streptophyta; Magnoliopsida; Lamiales; Orobanchaceae
Source: the annotation of a GenBank genome assembly
CGUUGAUGUCACAAAGUACUUGGAUCAAAUAACUUAAUUAGAAAAACAAUCUAGACUCUGAGUUCAAGUUCAACUUUAGCUAAGCGAGCACCUAAGAAACACAGAAGAACAGCGAACCUCAAGAUAGGUGAAAAAGGCCCGAAAUGAUUUGGAACUUGACAGUAUUUCUGAGCAUGAUAUGGGCUCUGAAUUUACUCUAUGGAGAGUGGUUUGCAUAUUUGGUGCCUUCACUGUGGACCUGUUCUUGGCCUCAUCUUCAACACUCUUCUUCUACUUCUUCGCCGAAUGGAGUUGAUUUUUCGAGUGAUUAUGUGAAGAUUGCUGUUGUGACAGACCCCCAGCUCAUGGAUAAAACUUCGCUGCCUCUUGCCCCAAAAUCACUUGCUCUGGAGAUUGCUCAGUUUUACACGGAUUUAUACAUGCGAAGGGCUUUUCUUUCAUCUGUCUUACCUUUCAAACCAGAUGUUGUUUUGUUUCUGGGUGAUUACUUUGAUGGUGGAUACAAGCUGUCAGAUGAUGAAUGGCAGGAAUCUUUGGGCCGUUUCAGACAUAUUUUCAAUCUGAAUAUGCUUCAGAAAUCUUCGAAAUUAAAAGUAUACUACCUUUCUGGAAACCAUGACAUUGGGUAUUCAGCUUUCAUCUCUUGGAAGCCAGAGAUUGUCAAACGCUAUGACAGAGAAUUUGGUGCUAGGAACUUCAAAGUUAAAAUCGGGAAAGUGGACUUCAUUGCAGUGGAUGCACAAACUUUGGAUGGCCAUCCACAAGGUAGUUUCACAUCAGAUACCUGGAGAUUUGUAAAAAAUGUAUCUGAAGACUGGACUCACUGUGGUCCCCUUCGUUAUUCACCAGUCAUCAAUCAGCGAAUUUACCAUGCAGAUCGGGAUCAAGAAAUACUGUAUCAGAAUUACAUCACUGAAAACUCUUCAAAUGCCCUCCUGGACCAAAUCAGACCCGCACUAGUCCUCUCUGGCCAUGAUCAUGAUCAAUGCACGGUAACCCACAAGUCUAAUAAUAAGCACGGUCCAGUUACUGAGCAUACUGUAGGAACUGUGAGCUGGCAGCAAGGCAACUUGUAUCCUUCUUUCAUGUUACUAUCCGUCAGUAAUUCAAUAAAAGCAGAUGGAUCCAAUUCAGAAGAAGAUUAUAUAUCCACUCACCUUUGCUUUCUUCCCAUGCAAUUACAUAUCUACAUAUGGUAUUUAACUCUGUUUGCAAUGACCCUUGUUAUUGUCCUCCUUUGGCCAGCAAAUGAAGUCCUCAUUUUCAGAAAGUUCGGCAAUCUAACGGUUUCUGUCAGGAGUCUGUAUAACAGCUUGAUUAGUCAUGUGAAGGAGAAAAACGAAGAUGAUAAUUGUGAGUACGAAGAGAUUUGGGAUGCAGAAGGGUCUAUGCACCUUAUCAAGAAAACCAAAAAGGUUUCACAAACAUCCUUAACCGAGGGCUCCUCGGUUGAGAGGGGCAAUGCCGUGAUGCGAUCAAAAGUUCGGAAACAGACGGCACCAGAAGUAGACGGGUCGAAUGCAGAUGUGAGUAUACAUAUUGGUUCAAGUGCUAGAACAAAUAGGUCGAAAGCGAAAAUGGUAGUCUGGAGAUUAGUUCGAGCAUUGAGAGCAUUAAUCACCAUUGCUGCCUUCAAUGUUCCCCUUUAUGUGUUGCUGGUUUUCAAAGAUUGGAUUGACAAAUGACUUCAAUCUCAAUGUCUUUCCAUGCUAUUUUUAUAAAUAUGUAUACUUUCAUUAGAAAAUGUCAUACUUUAAGAAACAAACAUGUAAAGAAGUAUGACAUUUGAUAGUGUAAGUAUACACGUUUGUUUAAAAAGUAUGACGCUGACUCACACAAGAUUUUUUUUUUUUUUUUUUCAUAAAAACAUUUUACUGGUUUUCUUUUUUCCUUUCUUUAUUUUGUUGUUUUAAAAAGCUAAUUGAAACGUGAACUUGUACGUAUUUAUGAAUCGUAUGUGGCAAGAGAAUUGAAUUGCUCGUGAUAGUGUUUUUUCGUUGAUACGUGAAUUUUGUAAAAGAACAGAUAUCUCGCUUCCAUAUUGUCUGUUUCUAGAAAA